Mollisia scopiformis is the source of this 1250-nucleotide messenger RNA. RefSeq names its product FAD/NAD(P)-binding domain-containing protein. Gene Ontology annotation, molecular function: FAD binding. Bases 1 to 1236 code for a protein of 411 amino acids. NCBI's taxonomy places the organism in Eukaryota, Fungi, Ascomycota, Leotiomycetes, Helotiales, Mollisiaceae. The transcript is spliced from 4 exons. The record is from RefSeq and is a predicted model, not a curated record.
AUGCAUGUAAUCAUCGUCGGCGCCGGCCCCAGCGGUCUCGUCCUCGCCCUCCUCCUCGCAAAAGCCAACAUCCGCACCACGCUCCUCGACUCCGCGUCCACAAUCGACGACCGCCCGCGAGCAGCUCACUAUGCUCCCUCCGCGAUCCAAGUCAUGGCCCGCGCCGGCGUGCUUGAGGAUAUCCGCCGCGAUGGUUUCAUACCUAUGAACAUGAUGUGGCGGAACGUCAAGGGCGAACCGAUCACGGGGAUCCCGAAAGUGAGCCAGCCGUGGAGCCCGGAGGCUAUGACGGUGUUGCCUUUGAAUAUGUUGGGGAAGGUGCUGCUGGAGCAUUGUGAGAAGGAGGAGAGGAUUGAGAUUAAGUGGAAUUGUAAGGUUGUGAGCGUGGGGAGUGAUGCUGGGAAGGCGUGGGCUGUUGCUGAGGUGGGGAGGGAGUUUGAGAAGAGGGAGGAGAGAUAUGAGGGUGAUUAUAUCUGCGGGUGCGAUGGGGCGAAUAGUCAGGUUCGACGGACGUUGUUUGGGAAUGAGUUUCCAGGAAAUACUUGGGAUGCGCAGAUUAUUGCUACAAACGUCUAUUAUCCCUUCGAAAAAUUCGGCUACGAUGACAUCAACUUCAUUAUCGACAACGAGGACUAUUAUAUGGCAGCAAAGAUCACUAAUGAUGGUCUCUGGCGUGUUUCCUAUGGCGAAGACACAAAACAUACACUCGAUCAGGUAGUUGCCAAUCAACCAGCAAAAUACGAACGCAUGCUUCCUGGACACCCAAAGCCUGGUGACUACAAACUCCUCAACGUUGGCCCUUACAGAAUUCACCAACGCUGCGCUCCAAGCUUUCGCGUAGGCAGGAUCUUACUUGCUGCCGAUGCUGCACAUCUCUGUAAUCCUUUCGGCGGACUCGGGUUAACGGGAGGAUUGGUCGAUGUUGGAGGACUAGCAGAAUGUCUAGAAGGCAUGGAAAAGGGAGUUGCAGAUGAGAGUAUCUUGAAUAAGUAUGACGAGAUUCGGAGGCAGAUGUGGCAUGAUGUUAUCAAUCCCGUUAGUAGUAGCAAUUUCUUGCGGGUUAGUGCAACAGAUCCCGAGACUGCGACUGUGAAGGAUGAGUUUUUGAAGAUGGUGGAUGAGGCGAGUAGGGAUCAGAAGGUUAGGGAUGAGUUGGAUAAGGCUAUGUACGCGAUAUGUCAUGAUUUCAAGCAGUAUUGGAAGACGCCGGGAAAUAGGGUGGAAGCGAAGCUGUAAGAGUAACUUUGAAU